Molecule: messenger RNA, 3424 nt
Organism: Mercenaria mercenaria
Lineage: Eukaryota; Metazoa; Mollusca; Bivalvia; Venerida; Veneridae
Product: sushi, von Willebrand factor type A, EGF and pentraxin domain-containing protein 1-like
Exons: 10
Coding region: 145-3135 (996 amino acids)
Source: RefSeq, a predicted model, not a curated record
ACAGAUGGUUAUUUUAAACAUGAUAGCUGCAGCCACACAGUCGGUAAUUCAAGCGUCGAUGCAUCAUGGACGGUGGAUCUGGGAAAACCAGUAAACGUGACUGGAAUUGUUAUCUACAACAGAGAUGACGUGAAAAUUCGAUUAAUGAAUUUCCAGAUAUAUGGAGAUGAUUCUUUGAUUCACAACAGUUCAGGCACUGACGAAUACAACGAAGACAUGCUUACUUUUAAACUUGAUGGGUUGCGUACCUUUUCUACUAUAACAAUACUACUUCCAGAAGAACACGGUUAUUCAGAUGGAGGGAAUUAUUACUUAACUUUAUGCGAAGUUAAGAUAUAUGCAGUUCCACGUCCUGCGUGCGAUGAAAGACAAACAAACGUUACAAACGGUCAAACGCAGAUAUACAACAACUCUGGUAAGGUAAUUGAUCAUGAGUAUACUGUCGGUACAAUCAUUGAAGUAGUCUGUGAGGAAGAUCUUCACCUCGACGGACCACCACGUUUUCAGUGUCUGGCAACAGGCAAAUAUAAUUAUCCAGUUCCGAAAUGUGUUGAGGCGUGUGUACCAAUCCCAAAACCUAGCAACGGCCACGUGCUUCCGGACCUGUUGUUAUAUGAAGUAAAUGACUCAUUGAAAAUCGUCUGUGACGUUGGCUAUGAAACUCUCAAGAUGGACACUAUUCAUUGCCAAAAUGACGGCAAAUGGGAAAGUCCGAUUCCCACUUGCCAACGUGUUUACUGUUUACUUCCAAGGAAACCUGAACAUGGAUAUUACAGUUUAGAUGGACACACAGAAAUAACAAACGUUUCAAUAUCAAGAUUGCCAUACUUGACAGAAGUUAUAGGAUUAUGUGAUACGGGUUUUACGAGCAAUCAUUUCCAGAAAAGAAUAUGCAAUGGUGACAAGACCUGGAGUAACCAAAAAACAGCAUGUACACCUGUCCAAUGCUCUCAUCCUCGAAAUAUCAGUAAUGUUGUCUAUACUUUCAAAAACGGCAGUGAGAUAGUCCCUGGAACGACAUUUGAUUACAACACAGUGCUGAAGGUAUCUUGUAAAAUAGGAUAUACUCUUAUUGGUCAGACAAAUCGAACAUGUGAAAGUGAUAAAACAUGGAGUGGUAAAGAUCCAAAUUGCAGUGUUGUAACUUGUGACUUUCCAGGAAAGUUUGACAAUGGCCACUAUAUAACAAGAGAUUAUAAUACCACGGAGAAAAAUACACUUACGCCCUAUGUUAGCGGUAAACUAGACUUUUCUUCAGUGAUUGAAGCAGUUUGUGAGACAACGUUUUUGUUAAAAUCAUCAAAUAGUACGCGACAAUGUACAUCAACAGGACUGUGGGAUGGUGAGAAGCCUGUUUGUAAUCCUAUAAUGUGCAAAUGGCCUUUACGUCUUGAAAAUGGAUAUUAUCAAGCAUCAGGCAGCCCAACAGCACGUGGCUUGCCGUAUAAUACGACGCUCAUAGCUAUAUGUAAUGAGACGUACAAACUAUCUGACAACUACAAAGAUAGGCGAUGUAAUGAAAACGCGGUCUGGGACAAUUCUCCUGCAGUCUGUGAACCAAUGUGCGUAUUACCAGCCGUGGAAAAUGGCCAGUUCAUAAAUGUGCUUUCUACAAAGUUUGCAUUAGGAACAACACUUCGUUUUACUUGCAAACCUGGAUUUAUAACAGGAUCGACUAACGAUACUAUCACAUGUCUACAAAAUCAUCAAUGGAGCGCUACGCCGGUUUGUCAAGAGGCUUGUGGACCAGUCCCAACACCUGUCAAUGGACACGUGGUACCGGAUCUUUCGUUAUAUGCGGUUAAUGACUCAAUAACAGUCAUCUGUGACGUUGGCUAUGAAAUAAUAAAGACGGACACCACUCAUUGUCAAUCUGGAGGCAAAUGGGAAAAUCCGAUUCCAACGUGUCAUCGUAUUCAGUGCUUGCUGCCAAGGAAACCUGAUCAUGGAUAUUACAGUGUGAAUGGAACAGCAGUUGAUGGCCCUUUAGUGUCGAAAUUCCCAUAUAUGACCGAAAUAAUAGGACUGUGUAAUACUGGGUAUGUGAAUACGAAUCCCCAGAGAAGAAUUUGCAGAAAUGACAGCAGCUGGAUUGACCUAGAAACAAAAUGUACACCGCUUCAAUGCUCCCAUCCUCAAAAUAUUACCAAUGGUGUUUAUACUUUUCAAAACGGCAGCCAAAUAUUUCCAAAAACAGUAUUUAAUUACAACACAGUGCUAACAUUAUCUUGUAAAACAGGAUAUACUGUUCUUGGUCAAGCAGAACGGACAUGUAAAAGUGAUAAGACAUGGAGUGGUACAGAGCCACACUGCGCUGUUGUGACUUGUGACUUUCCAGGAAAGUUUGACAAUGGCCACUAUGUAAUGAGGGACCACAAUGUUACGAAUAUGAAUAAACUAAAACCCUAUCUUACAGGUAACCUUAAUUUUUCUGCGAAAAUAAAGGCUGUUUGUAUGACACAUUAUCUAUUAAAAUCAACAAAUAGUAUUCGACAAUGUACCUCAGGUGGCAUUUGGGAUGGUGAUAACCCUGUUUGUGUCCACUUGAUGUGCGAAUGGCCUUUGAAACUUGAUAACGGGUACUACAAGGCAUCAAACGGAGCCACUACGUCUGGAAUGCCAUAUAAUACAACACUGACGGUUUCAUGCAAUGAGAUGUAUAGGCUCUCUGGCAAUUAUCGAAAACGACGAUGUGAUGAGGAUGCAGUCUGGAAUAACGUACCUGCAGUCUGUGAACCAAUUUGCUUUUUACCAACCGUGGCAAAUGGAAAGUUUUCGAAUGUGUCAUCCAUACAUUUACCGUCCGGAGCAUCAGUGCGUCUGGCAUGUGACUCGGGAUACAGAGCAACAUCACAUACAAUUAUUUGCCAAGGGAAUCAUCAAUGGAACGUAACUCCCAUAUGUCAAGCACAGUCUGGAACUAGUAAGAAUACAGUGAUAUAUGGUGUUGUAUCUGUCGUGGUGGUAGCGAUUGUGGCACUAACCACAGGAAUCUGUUACUGCAGGUUUAUAAAACUACGACAUCGGAAGUCACCAGACGAUCAAAAAUUUCAUUUAACAAAUCACGAAGUAACAGAUAGCAGUGAUGACGCUGACGGUAUAAUACGAGUCGAUGUACGAUACAAACUAUGUUAACUGCAGUGAAGUGUAAUAGAGAGAAUGGAUUUUAUAACCUAGAAAAUAAGUUAACUUGUCAACUGUGGCAGACAAAGGAUAUUACCUUUUUCAGACAUUAUAGAAACUUCACAAAUAUGUAGUUACUCAUAAAAUCAACACGUUUCAUAUAACACAAACAAUUGAUUAGUUAUACAACUUAACAGUUAACGGUUACUGUGUCAUCAUCAGUUAGAUUCCACAAUAGGUAAAUAAUAACUUACUGGUUAGCUCUUUCGUUCUGUAUAUGAUAUAAUAAUUAUGCAGCUCA